AUUCGCGUCCAUCUUUACUUCGAUGUGUUUCAUUAUUGUUGUUUUACGUAAAUUAUUACAAAAAUAUUAUUAUUCUUCCAUAUCAUCAGAUAUCCAACAAAGAUUUUUUCACUAAAAUUUUAGCAAGACCUCAUUCUAGCAAAUAUUAACUUGUUUGCAGAUGAAGUGUGGGAAUGGAUAGAUUGAACCAGUUGCGCGGCGGCGGCGCAGGCGGCUCGCGGGACUCGUCGCUGGACGGCUCCGGGGCCGGCGACUCCUUCCUCACGGCCAACGACACGCCCUCCAAGUACUACUCUCUCUCAGAAGACGACUCCUUUGACAACGACAUCACCAAAGACGUGUCACUGGCGACGACCAGCGCGGAUUCCACUCUCAACGCUUCCGACUGCUUCCCCAAUCUGUCUCCAAUUGGAAAAAUAGACUAUAAGAUUGGUAAACAAAUUGAGGCGGCUAACAUUUUGUCCGGUGGAGUCAACAUAUUUGAUGAUAAUGAUAACUCGUAUGAUGGCAAUGAACUUGUGAUAGAUGACAAUGUUGAAAUUGAUAAACCUCCCAACUUGAAGUCUCCUGCAAGUUCUGGUUUGCUGGUUGAUGAUGUUGAGAAAGCUUCUACUUCCAAGGUGGAAAGUUCUAGUACAUCAAAAAGUGAUGAUGGAUCUGAAAGUAAUCAGAAUUUAAAGCUACUAGAAAGUUCCAGUCUUCCUUUGCAAGGGAACAAUGAAUUAAGUAAGCAAACAAGUUUAAAGCUACCAACUGAAAUGUCCGUAGACAAGGUUGACGGGCAACCAGUAGAGAUUGUCCAACAGGUGGCAGACGAGCCUCCAGUCAACGUACCAUUAAACCAAGGUAAUCUGUUAGACCAUGCCCUUCUUGAAGACGUAGAGGCAAAUAUUCCAAUUAAUGGCGAAGAACAAGUAGAAAUUGCCCAUCUUCCUUUAGACAAUGAUGCAGAACAGAUUGCCAAUCUUGACAAUGAAGCGGAGAUAGCAGAAGCCAAUCUACCUAACGAUAACGGAGAGGCGAAUCUCCCAAAUGAUAACAGUGAAGAAAAUAUACCAGAUAAUAAUGCAGAAGAAGACAGGACGGAGGUUGUUCUGCAAAUUGACGGGAACAAUGUGGCGGCUAUAAGCAUCGGGACCGGGCUGUAUUUGUACCGGAAGGAGGGUCAGGACGAGCUGGCUGCAGUUCAGAUAGUCAAGGAGCCGCAGGAGGAGGAGCCUAGCUUCAAGUUUCUUAAAGUCCGAGAAAACGCCGAAGGCAAUUUAGAAGUUUACGAAGAAAUACAAGAAGUAGUCGUAGUGCCCCAAGAGACGCCUAUUAGAGAACGACCAGCACCAGCUGCCCCAAGCACGUCAAAAGACGACAACAAGCCGGUUGUUUGUCAACCAAGCACAAGCAAAGAAGCUGAAAAGAAGGAUACAACACCAGACAAGGAUGCUCCCGUUGCGUCCACAUCUAAACAAGACACGGAACCUAAAGAACCCCAAGCUGACAGAACAGAACGAAACGUAAACGGGAAAAUGGUCAAAUUCAGUGAGUCAAGGAAGUCACCCCUUAUGGUCCAUUCCACUCCUAACAAGGAAGGAAUUCCACUAACUAAAACGAUGGUAGACCAGCAACUACAUCCUAAUAGACAUUCAGACAACAUCAAGAAGACUAUAGAAGUCCACACAGACAAUUGCAAACAAAAAAAUUUGGAAUCACCCUCAACAUCCAAAAAUAAGGAUGUUGCUAGUCCUGAUAAAACAAUUGACGAAACACCAGCUGACAAACCCGGAGAUAAGGACAGUCCUGGCAAAAAGCAGGACAGUGUAGUGACAAAGGAAGUAGUGUCUGAUGUAAUUGAGAAGAAAACAGAUGAAAUCCCUUGCAGUUCUAAUGCCAAAACUAGUGAUAAAGUAGAGGUAGCGAAACUGAAUGAAGAUGAAGCGAAAGUUGUGAUGCUAGGAAAACUAAUGGAAUCAGUUAAAGUACCAAUAGCUAAGGAGAAGGAAAAAAUGAAAAAAGAUGAACCAGAAGACAUUUCUAAGAAACCAAAUGCUGCUCCAAGUACAAGUAGGGUUGAAAUUCCAACGACAAGUGUUAGUAAGGGCAAUAAAACCGAAGAAAAGCAACCUUUAACACCCAAGCAACCAUUACCAACUACACAUACAGAUGCAAAAGAAAAAGAAAUAUCUAGCGUACCUAUGGAAAUUGAUAAUGCAAUAGAUAAAACAUCCAUAAAUGAUAAACCUGAAGUUAAACCACUGUCACCUACAGUAAUCAUUGAAUCAGAUGACAUGGAGGUCGAUGAAGAUGUAUUAGUCAUUGAAGAGCAGAUUCUUGAAAGCCAACCUGAAAAAUGUGAAUCACAGAAACGAGAAGUAGAAAAGGUAGCGCCGGCCGUUGAAAUAAAAUCAACAAUUAUUGGUAAUCAAAUGAAGAAAGUUUUGGAAACAGGAGAAAUUAAACCUACAACUUCCAUCACAAACAAAGCAUGUGUUGCUGAAACUCUUCAGACGGGCAACUCAAGCUCGAUAAAAGCUACUGCCAUAAAUAUCACGUCAGAUCAUAAUAUCGACAAGUUUAAACCUGAUAAAAUAGAUACAACAAUAGCAACAUCCGUGAAAGAUCUUAAGACUAACACCAUAAAAACUGAUAAGACUACAACAGAAAAUAAGCCUGGAACUGAAAUAAAAACAAAUAGUUUUAGUCAUAUCGAAGUUAAAGGCACUAACCCUAAAGAUACUCAAUUAAACCAUAAUAUUAAAAUAAUACAAAACGAAUUAAUAAAAGGAACUACGCUUCCUAGAGACCAAAUAAAUCAAAAUGUAGAAAAAACGUCGAAUGUGAAGGAAUCAGUUGAAAUGAAACCUAUUGAUAAGAAUUUUACUGAAACGAAAUCAGCUGCACUAGAUCCUUCGAUCUCAACAGCAAAAGUAAAUCAUUUGAUCGUGAAUAACAUACAUAAUAAACCAGAGAAUUUAUUUUCUAAAUUGGAAUCAACAGGCAAGAAAUUAGAGAAGAAAGAAGCAUUACCAAUCGCAAAUACUAAAGAUGUAAAGACCACGCCAUUAUUACCUAGUAAAGAGCAAUCGGAAAGCAGGUUACCAAUCCAAAAUACUCAAAGUUUAAUCAAACCACAAAUAAAGUCAGAUAUCAAACCCCCAAUUAUAAAUAUUGCUGAAGCCAAAAGGGAAAUUAACCAUAAAUUAACAAAUGCAGUUGACUCAAAACCAAAGUCCAUUAAUAAUAAUCAUGCGCCAGUUCCCUUCGGCAAGUGGACUGAAGCUAAUCGCCAAGACUUUUUAAAUAAAAUCAAAGAAUCGAAGCCAGUCAACAUAUCUAAUGCAAACCAGAUUAAGCAGCCCAAUGAUUUAAAUAGAAGAGAUGUCCUAAAGAAGAUCGAUAGUCAAAGGCAAACCUAUAAUGCGAAUAUGAAAAUUAAAGAGUCACUAAAUAAAGGAAAUGUGAAAGCUGAAGCGUUUGCGAGCAAAACGGCCCCUGCUACUUCAACUAAGAUCGAACCUAAAGUUUCUGUGAAACCUGAGGCUCCUGUUGUAAAACCUAAACCAAUUAUUGAAAAGAAACCUGAGCAAGAACCACAAAAGAUUCAGUCAGAGCCCGUAGUCGCAGCUGCUGCAUCUAGUACUACUAAAAAGGAACAGAGAAAGGAAAUCAAUAAUCAGCACCUAAUUGAUAAAACAAUUGAAGGUAUUAUCAAUAGGGCGGUAACUGGAAAAAGCCCAGAACCUAUUAUGCCGACUGUUACAGAAAAACCUAUAAUUGAGAAAGUUGAUAAAAAGCCUGAACCAAAAACUAACAGUCAGCCUACUCUCUUGGAUGCUAUUGAAAUGAAGAUGAACGAAUUACACGGAAUACCCUUCGUGGAGAGGCCGCCACACGAAUUGCCGCGGCCAUACACAGAGUCUAAAGUUUUAUCCAAAACUGAACCCCAGAGUAUACCGCCGAAGGUUAGCAAGAUUCCCAAUCUGCUACCUCUGCCUAAAUCUCAGCAGAAACUGAGCGAGGGGGACGUUAUAAAUCUAGAAAUUAAAGAAAAGUCCUCGAUUUCGUCUAAAGGCUCGUCUAAAACGGCAGAGAAGUCGGUCGCGAUACCGACCCACGAGGCUAACACGAGUAAAGACAAAAUAAUAACCGAAAAGGAAUUCGACAAGUUUGCGAGACGCAAUUCGGUCACCUAUGAAGAUCGUUUAACCAUCACAGAGUCUCACCAAGUCAUCCAAACGGUUGUGCCAAGGGAGGUGCCACCAAAGAAGAUUUCUCGAAACGAACAAAUGCUUGCUGAAGCCAAAGCUAAGUCACCACACAAGCACCUACCGGUUAAGCAGUAUCAUCCGAGCAAAGCUGCGAGCAAGUAUAUUCCUGUGGAAACUAAUAAGCAGUACCAAUCGAAGCUUCAACUGGCGUAUCAGACAGCGAUAUCGGUGAGCGCCAAACGCCGUAUUGAAAGCCCGAUCACUAUCAUAGAAGACAAGCCUGUCAAAGUUGUAUACUUAGAUUCAAACGUUUCGGAAUUUAAUAGUACUCAAUUGAACGUCCAAGGCCGGGACUUAUCACCGGCCAAGCGGGCGCCAGAGCCUGACGCAGUCACCGUCGGAACUGGAGAUUCUCUCGACUCAGACAUGCUUGAUGCUAUAGACGAAAGGCAGGAGGAAGUCAAAACCAAGAGCAAACAUCAACGCAAACAGGUGCUCACCCCUGUAGAAACCCCCGACUUAGAGUUGAUCGAGCCUAGUGACCUGGGUAUAGACGUCUCGCCUAAAAAGAAGCGGAAAACUGAGGAUAAGCCAGAGAGGAAGCAGAAUGUCGUUCCGAAGAAAUCGUACUUGCUCGGGAGGAGCGUCGAAGAGCCUACAGAGAUCCGACCGAAUCCCAUGCCUCCUGUUCUCCAUACUGACGCGGUUUCGGCUAUAGACAGCCUCGUGAAGGCGGCCGAGCUGCUCGAUCAGUCGGAGACCUUGAACGCUAGUGUUCAGAGCGUGGACAGUUCACAGAGUACACCCGUCAAACGCGGCCGCGGAAGGCCGAGGAAAAAUCCUCUGCCCGAUGCCGCGGGAGAUACUACAGUCAGUCCCCAGAAAAAACCGAGACUCAUCGACGCUAAAGUGUCUAAACAUAUCAGCAGUUCCGACGAUUCUAGUGAUGAUGAUUCCAUGAUCAAAGAAAACUGGACGAUGGGAAAGAUUAACGAAAAGAUCGUCUGCCCCAUCUGCAACAAGCUGUUCAGGUCGGAAAAUGUCGUGUUCAAACACGUAAAGCACUGCACCGGGCCGUCCCCGAGCCGAUCCGAUUCCGAGAAACGCAGUCCGCGCCGCUCGCGGCUCUCACGCGAGAGCGAGACAAAGUCGCGAGACAGCGAACCCAAAUCGCGAGGUUCGAGACACGAUGCCGAUGAAGUGGAUCACUCUCCGGUCAGAAAAACUCCCAGUAAAAGAAAGUCGAAAGACUCAGGCAAAUCGUCUUCGAGCGACGACGUCAUUCCGAUCGAAACUGACGCUAAAGAAGAUGAGCCUAAAAAGACUGAACCCCGAAAGACCAUCAAGCCCAAACUCAACCCGAGGGCUAGUAGUCUCGUUUGCGAAAUAUGCAACAAGAGCUUCAGACAGCUUUCCUACCUGGUCAGCCAUAAGCUGCAGCAUAAAAAAGAAGAUAAAAAAUCGAACAACGAACCCGAGCCUACAGAAAAAUCUGUGUUCAGCUGUGAAACGUGUAAGAAAGAAUUCAGGAAACUACAUCAUUUGGUCCAACACAGGCUGAUCCACAACCCGGUGCAGUCGAGGGCGCUAAGGAAGACAUCUUCUGAACAGAAGGAGCUUUCCAAAAACCUUGAGUCUUCAAAAAUAGAUGACCAGAGUGCAGGUUUCCGCUGCGAACCCUGCGACAAGUCGUUUAGGAAGCUACAUCAUCUCGUGGAGCACAGAGAAACCCAUGAUGGCAUUAACCGGCAGAGAUCCAACUCCAUAACCCAGGAAAAGGAGAAAGAGAAGCCGACACCGCCGCCGCAGUGCGAUAUCUGCAAGAAAACCUUCAGAAAACUCCACCAUUUGAUCGAACACAAAGAGCAACAUCUAGAGACCAGCUCCGAGAAAUCUGAUGAUCAGAAGAGCGUAAAAAGUGCGUUGUCCACUAAAGAUAUUAUCCACGAAUGCAAUUUGUGCUACAUGGUGUUCCCUAACGAGCAUUCGCUGAAUAAACACACGGUCAUUUGUCUGAGGAAAAAGAGGCAAUCGGCAGCCAAACAAGCAGCGGCGCUAGAAGAAAAGAACGCUGAAGAAAGUGCUAAGGCAGAACUGUCACAGGAAAGUAAAGUAGAAUCUGACAAAGAGGCACCGCCAAUAGAGACAAAAGCUGUUGAGGAAAAAGUGGUAAAACCUCCCGAAAAACCAAUUGAUCUUCCUAAGGAUGUACCUCAGGUAAAGGAAGAUCCUCCUAAACCAGCAAUAGUACCAACAGUCGAGAAAGUAGAAAAACAGACCGAGCCUAAAACAGCUGAAAAGAAAGCACCGCCGUCAGAAAAUCCUAUUCCCAAAGUUGCAAAGUCGGUAGAAACUCCAGCUAAAGUCAAACAAGUAGCAGAGAUCAUAGUUAUCGAAGACACGCCUAAGAAGAAAACUCCAAUUAAAGAAAAAGUGGCGCCGAGUGUGACGAAGCGUCAGAAACUCGCUCCGCCGACUGACGAGCGGACCGCGCCUUCCAGCGACGAGGAUGAGAUCCGUUACAUGUUCAACCCUGACUUCAAAGUCGCGGAGACGACCGAAAGCAAGACCUUCACGAAAAUCCGCGCUAAAAAGCGCAAUUCCUUACAAUUCGAGAAACCACAUAAAGACGUAGUCAGAAGACGAUCGUUACUCCAGCACCCGCCUAAAAUCCCGCGUCUCCGCGCCAAAUCUGACGACGUUCCCUCGCCUUCCAAACCGGUGGUCAAACCCAAAAUAGAAGUCAAAGUGCCUUCAACCGACUCGGAUGACAGCGACGUGAAGUAUUCCUUCCCGAAGACUAUUCCGGAAAAACCGGAGAAGCAAGAUGUUCCGGCGGAAGAUACGAAACGGAGGAAGACGAUGGCCGAGAAGAGAAAGUCUCUCAGCGCGAUAGCGAAGCGAAAGUCGCUAGGGAAGGCCAUCGUCAAGACGGCUAAACCUUCGCCUGCGAAACCGAUCAAACGACGAACAGCAGCGGCCGAGCACCGCUGCGACUGCGGCCAACUAUUCAGUAGCGCCGCCCUGCUCGCACGGCACGCCUCUCUCGCUCACACACCCCCACGCGUGCGUCGACCACGCGACAUCGACACAGCGCCACCGAGCCGCAAGGCGAGUGCCGAGCAGCCGAGGAAAAGUGUCGACCAGGUAAAAAAAAGUGUUAAGGAUGUUGAGAAACCGAAAAAAAGUGUCACUCAACCGCGGAAAAGUGUCGAGCAACCGCGGAAAAGUGUCGAGCAAUCGCGGAAAAGUGUCGAUCAGGUAAAAAAGAGUGGGAAAAAAGAAGUUAGUGUCGAGCAAAAGAAAGUAGUCAGUGGUAAGGACAGUGUUCGGAAAUCAGUGAAGAAGACAGCUAGUGCGAGGAGCCGCGUACACACCGGCAUACCGUUGCCCGAUAAGCGUCCGUCGAGGAAAUAGACCUCUUGUAACUACUACACGUUUUAUGGGAUGACCCAUGUUCGUUCAGUGAGUACUUUACAUUCUACUUAAAAUUACUCACUGCUUGGGUGUUUUAAGUGGCAUAAAACAUUUUAUUUAACACUUAGACCACCAAAGACGUCUGGGCUAUAACCGCGAAAAUCGAAGUUCGCAAAUUGCGGGGAUUUUUCUCUGUCACUCUGAUUAAGUUUCUCAACGACCGGCGUGGCGUUCAAAGUAUUAAAGUUGUUCACAUCACUAUUGUUUUUUAGUCUUUUAUGUUAUAUCUAAUCAGAAUGACGAGCUCUAUUGACUCUCACAGGAAAUAAGAAAGUCCCUUUUUCAAUUCCGUUACCAUGUUUCACAGACUUUGUAUAACGGUAACAAAAUUAAAGGAACGAAAACUGUAUGGAAUUUUUGGGACUGUUUUUUCAAAAGGUCAGAGUAGAACCAACAUAUAAAAUUCCAAAUCCAAUAUUUAACAAGGGUGUAAAAUGUAUAAAAUGGCCCACUCACAUUCAUUAGGAGUCCAUAAUACGUGUAGUACGGCCUUAAGGUUUAGUUGUAAGGGGUCUCCGCUUUACGCAAGGGUUCACUGUCGAUUUGAAAGAAGCCUAUUUCAGGUCAAUAUUCGAUGUUGUCUGAUCUAAUCUAUAUUAUAAUGCCACAUAAUUGAAGUUGAAGUUACAUUGAGCAAAGUUGCCAAGCAAUUUUUAACCUCAAAAUGUAAUUUUAAAAGUUAACUAUGUGUUUUCUACUCGGCCAAUCCGAAAAAGCAUUUGGACCAACAUAUUUUAUUAUGAAAUGAAAUUUGAAAGUUUUUGCUAAAAAAUAAUCAUUUGGAGGUAAAAACAUCACUAGUAUUUUAAGUUUUAAGUGAAAUCGGAUUUUCCAGAUUUCCGGAUUAGUUCCGGAUUUCCUGUAUGGAUAUUUUAUAGACACACCCAGUCACACUGGUUUUGUAUCACAUCUCACAGAGAUUAUACAGAUAAACGAGUGUGACGUCAUUCAAGAUUUUAAGAAAUAAUUUAGACGCGACAUCUAUCUUACAUUAAAGGUCCAUGGGUCCAUGGCCUAAGAUAUUGAACUGAAAUAUUAAUUCUUCACUUCUGCAGUGGACAUCCUUUUAGUGCCUGAGCGUGGCCCCAGACUGAUUGGGCUCCCUGUAUAGCUGUAAGCAGUCGGAAGCUAGUUGGAAUGCGAACCGGUUCAAAGGCUAGAAAAACCGGUUUUUCUGAACCUAUAAUCGGUUCGCAGCUAGGACGCGCCACGCGCUCACAAUAAUGUAACGCACGGACCACUGUAUAGAAAUAUUUUUACAAUUUUGAAAUAUUUUGUUAUUGUGGGCCGUCGUGUCUGAGUGUUUAUAUUGUACAUUUAAUAUUAAGAUAUAUAAGUAUAUUUUGUCAAUUUGAAUUGUUGUAGUGUAAGAAUAACUAAUCUAUUUAUGUUGUUCGGUAGGAGACUUGAUUUCAGUUCAGACAUAUGAUCCGUUGUGCAAUCUCUAUUGACAGUACUGUAUUAUAAAUGCAAAGUACUGUUGUUUGAAAUUAUUUAAGAUGAACGAGUUUGGUAAAUAAUCCGCGCUAACAUCGACCCUAUUUCCUAGACAAGAAAGUUGAAAUUGUAAAUUAUGUUCAUCUUAAAUAAUUCCAAUUUCCCAUGUCUGUUUUAACACAUAGAGUGUAGAAUGAAGAUUUAUUUAACGAAUAGGAUUUAAGUUGCAGAGCCAAAUGACCAUUUUUGGUUGUUCAAGUGGCUGGAUUAAGUUCUCAUUAUAAUAAAUGUGGAAAUACCUCUCCUUAUAAGUUGUAAGUUUCCCAACCAUGCAAGUGGUAAGCGGGCAAUCGAAUAAUUGAAUAUUUUUUUGCGAUUAUAUUUUUUAAUUAGUUUUGUUGGCGGUUAGGGUAAAGUGCCCUAACAUCGUUCACCCCUUUUGAUCAUUACUACUGCAGUGGUUAAUGUUAGGGGGAGGCGACCAAACUUUAGGGCAGUUUACCCUGCUACUUAGAAUCAUAAUCAUUUGAAUUACUUCACUUUUUUAAGAAGUCAGUGAAACAAUACGGUUUUAUUAACAUUGUUUCUUAACACAAAGGUGGCAAAAUUAUUUUAAUUGGGAAAUUGUAUUGGAAUAAAAUUUAAUUAAUGGUACUUUUGUCUGUGGAUACACAGACAUUGUUCCUUCAGUGAAACUGAACUGUAUGCAAAAGGCAGAAGGUUGAUUUUAGCCUUUUAGGGUGAUUCGUAAAAUCUAAUAUUUUUUUCAUUUGAAAUGUCUGUUCACCCUUCAACUGGCUUCCAGUAGGUAGUUGACAUGAAUUAUUUAGUUGCUUCUUCGAUAUUUUGGAAUCAUAUACGAUAUAAUGUAUAAAUGAACUAUAAACAACUAAGUAUAUAAAUUAGAUGAUUGUAAUGACAAAUGUUUAUAGUUAUAUGUAAUAAAUGAAUUUCGAGGAAACCUCAAUUUGGAAUACAUUUAUAUUUGACAAAUUAGGAAAAAAUAGAUAUUUUUGGAAUCAGUAAACAAUAAAAAAUCGAGUAUAAAACAGUUUUUAAAUUUGGACAUAGAGAGCUAAGUAGGACCAAAAUUUAUGUAUGUAGUUUUAUUUCCAAAAUAUUUGUUGUGCCCCCUAACUGUAAACUUAAUGUCAAAGUCUACAAUAAAACUUAGCUGUCUCGUGAGAUUUAUGUUUUAGGAGCAUUUAACGUAAAUUUUAUAUAUUAUGUAGAUAUCAUUAUUUUUAAUAUGAUAAUGCAAAGUUUUGGUUAAUGGGUUAUAAAUAAAUUGUCAGAAAAUA
This is a messenger RNA of Cydia fagiglandana, 10414 nucleotides long. Its product is annotated as titin-like. The record is from RefSeq and is a predicted model, not a curated record. Gene Ontology annotation, cellular component: nucleus. Gene Ontology annotation, molecular function: DNA-binding transcription activator activity, RNA polymerase II-specific; RNA polymerase II cis-regulatory region sequence-specific DNA binding. The transcript is spliced from 6 exons. Bases 174 to 7616 code for a protein of 2480 amino acids. Gene Ontology annotation, biological process: regulation of transcription by RNA polymerase II. NCBI's taxonomy places the organism in Eukaryota, Metazoa, Arthropoda, Insecta, Lepidoptera, Tortricidae.